Messenger RNA from Silurus meridionalis, 1521 nucleotides. RefSeq lists its product as uncharacterized. Lineage: Eukaryota; Metazoa; Chordata; Actinopteri; Siluriformes; Siluridae. The transcript is spliced from 15 exons. The coding region runs from base 40 to 1521 and encodes 493 amino acids. The record is from RefSeq and is a predicted model, not a curated record.
GGAGACACCAAAACACCAGCAGCUUUCCUCAGUAGGCUCAUGACACAGAAUGCGUCGACUACAACGGCUUCUCCUUCAACUGCAGGAACUGUUGUUCUGACAUCAGCAGCAACUCCGUCAGUAAUACCUGGAUCAGCUGUAGUUCAGACCUUGAUGGUCUUUAACUUCUCCUCUCUUGUUCCAACUGAGAAUAUGGUCAUCAAUGCAACUCAAUCUCUACUGAGUGCUCGACUCUCAAAUCUUACUGAUGCUGUUACAGUGCUGAACUUCACCUAUGCAAAAAUUUCAGACACGACCUUUGCAGUCAACUUCACGUUUCUCAUCAGUAACAUCAGCAUUCCAGUGAACACCUCCCUCACCAAUGACACCUACACAGAAGUGCAGAGGAUCGUCAAUAAGAAUCUCAACACUUUGCUCAAUAACCCUGAUGCAGCCUCAUUUGAACCCAAGAACUCUUUCUUCGUGAGCUCAGGAAACCAGGUUAAUGGUAGCAUGGAGUACCACUUCCAAGAUGGAGACACCAAAACACCAGCAGCUUUCCUCAGUAGGCUCAUGACACAGAAUGCGUCGACUACAACGGCUUCUCCUUCAACUGCAGGAACUGUUGUUCUGACAUCAGCAGCAACUCCGUCAGUAAUACCUGGAUCAGCUGUAGUUCAGACCUUGAUGGUCUAUAACUUCUCCUCUCUUGUUCCAACUGAGAAUAUGGUCAUCAAUGCAACUCAAUCUCUACUGAGUGCUCGACUCUCAAAUCUUACUGAUGCUGUUACAGUGCUGAACUUCACCUAUGCAAAAAUUUCAGACACGACCUUUGCAGUCAACUUCACGUUUCUCAUCAGUAACAUCAGCAUUCCAGUGAACACCUCCCUCACCAAUGACACCUACAAAGAGGUGCAGAGGAUCGUCAAUAAGAAUCUCAACACUUUGCUCAAUAACCCUGAUGCAGCCUCAUUUGAACCCAAGAACUCUUUCUUCGUGAGCUCAGGAAACCAGGUUAAUGGUAGCAUGGAGUACCACUUCCAAGAUGGAGACACCAAAACACCAGCAGCUUUCCUCAGUAGGCUCAUGACACAGAAUGCGUCGACUACAACGGCUUCUCCUUCAACUGCAGGAACUGUUGUUCUGACAUCAGCAGCAACUCCGUCAGUAAUACCUGGAUCAGCUGUAGUUCAGACCUUGAUGGUCUUUAACUUCUCCUCUCUUGUUCCAACUGAGAAUAUGGUCAUCAAUGCAACUCAAUCUCUACUGAGUGCUCGACUCUCAAAUCUUACUGAUGCUGUUACAGUGCUGAACUUCACCUAUGCAAAAAUUUCAGACACGACCUUUGCAGUCAACUUCACGUUUCUCAUCAGUAACAUCAGCAUUCCAGUGAACACCUCCCUCACCAAUGACACCUACACAGAAGUGCAGAGGAUCGUCAAUAAGAAUCUCAACACUUUGCUCAAUAACCCUGAUGCAGCCUCAUUUGAACCCAAGAACUCUUUCUUCGUAAGUUCAAAGCUUUAUCCUUUUCUCCUCUGA